AUGACCACGCCUACCGAACCCCAGGUGAUUUCUCGAAAAGAGGUGGACCAGGAUCGACUGGUUGUGGUGUUCGAUGAUCCACAAUUUGAAUCUCAUACAACGGGAAGCACUCCUGGUCAGAAGGAAGACCUACAAAAGACUUGGCCAGUACUUACCAAGAAAAUGACAAAUGUUAUCGAGAAUGAGGUGAAUGAGCUCGUUGAGAUGCUCGGCGGGAAGUACACCGAGAGCGAACUGCGAAAGAAGUUCACCGAUGAGCUCUCACCCAAGAAAAAAAUUGAGCGAAACUUUGCACUCAGACAGGCUGCACAGUCGGCAACCGAGUCGCACCCCAAAGAUGGAUAUGAGCUCGGAGUCACAACGGCGUAUAUUUACGUAACUCUUGUUGGUGAUGAUAACCCUCGUAUUGAGGGCAAGGUGGUUCUGUGGGUUCUACCGUCGCGACAGGAGAAACCCGACGACCUGCACUUCAGGUGUUGGCGACCUUACACGUUGUCCCUCGGAAACGACGAAAACGCUUCUGUGAGAUCCGAAGGUGACAAUGAAACCCCUGAAAGAUCCUUCUCGGCCGGCAGCCAUGCCUUGAGCGAUCACACUGUGCCUGAAUCCAACAAGAAUACUUCCCUCGAGUCUGCGGGCACUUCGGGUGUUUGA
Filobasidium floriforme is the source of this 654-nucleotide messenger RNA. RefSeq lists its product as uncharacterized. NCBI's taxonomy places the organism in Eukaryota, Fungi, Basidiomycota, Tremellomycetes, Filobasidiales, Filobasidiaceae. The coding region runs from base 1 to 654 and encodes 217 amino acids. The transcript has 2 exons. The record is from RefSeq and is a predicted model, not a curated record.